UUUGUAUUGGUAUAGACAGAUGGCUAUUUUGUGACUAGGUGAUUCGGAAAGGAAAUUUUGGCCUAAGGAGUGUUGUAGGGGUUUUGGUGGCCGAAGAGUUCAGUGGAGGUUGUUCCUGUUAAGCGUCCUGUUCGUGAUAGGGGUGGUUUUCAUUAUGUUUUUCAUUAUUUUUUCAAGGGAAGGAUGAUGUUUGUGAGGCUUAGUAGGUGUUUGGUUUUCUUUUUGUGCCGUCGGUGCGAUGGCGGGUGUUCAAGCGUCGUGGUUUUGUUCACCGUCGUCGUUUUCGUCGGAGGUUUUGCCUCGGUUGGCUCGUGAGAUCUCGCAGGCGACGGGAUGUUUUGCUUUGCGGAACGGAUCGUCCCAUUAUCAAGUCGUCGCAUCGUCUUUCAACUUACCGAACAACUGUCCGAUAAAAGUGCAUGGUGCUGUUGUUUGGUUAUCGAUGUGUGCUGAUUGCAAUCCUGGUGUUGUUCGCAUUCGGCUUGGUGGUUCUCCUGAUCGUGACGAAGUUUCGCAGACGAGAAUGUUUUCGGUUACGUCAACAACUACAAGAAGAAUAUGGCUUCGGAUGUCUUUUUUAAAUGAUUUCCAUUUGCAUGCUCCUGAUAAUCCUAUCAUUUCGCUUUCUUAUGUUACUGAUUGUGGGAGUUAUCGUGGUAUGAUGCAGGUUGCUAUUACUUUGUAUUGGUAUAGACAGAUGGCCAUAUCAAGUCCAAACCAAAGGCGGUUUCCAAAAAUUCAACAGUAAAGCGAUAGUCAUCACCACCAACAAAUACCCGGAGCAAUGGUGGAAACCCGAAAUAACAAACAAAUUCAAUAUAAAGGCCUUCGACCGACGCGUCACUUUAACAUGGAUUCGAUUCUCCAACUACGAAACGUCAUAUUUCAACUACCAAUUUGGAUCAAAU
Messenger RNA from Loa loa (African eye worm), 908 nucleotides. RefSeq lists its product as hypothetical. NCBI's taxonomy places the organism in Eukaryota, Metazoa, Nematoda, Chromadorea, Rhabditida, Onchocercidae. The record is from RefSeq and is a predicted model, not a curated record. The transcript has a single exon. Bases 239 to 748 code for a protein of 169 amino acids.